AAUUGUGCGUGUAACAAAAAAAAAGAAUCAAUACCUUAUAAUGGGGUUUCAAAGUCUGACUGAAAAAGAGGUUUUCAGAAGAUUAUACUCUGAUUGAAAACAAACGCUUAAACUCUGGAAUCCACACAACAUCAAGUAAAAAACAUCAGAGGUUGUUAAGAGUUUUGUAGAAAAACAAACAAGGCCAGCUUUUUUUGGUAACUGCCCACCCCGAAGGCGCCAGAAACUAACUGUGGUGCUUUGUUAAUUCCUUUUCCGGUAAAAAAAAAAACUAUCAUAAAUGGCGACUGCUACUUAUCCACCUCCACUGCCGUAUUACAGGUUGUACAAGGAUUAUGAAAAAGAUCCUAGCUCUGCUCCAGAACCUCCCCCUCCUAUUGAAGGGAGUUACCUCCUAUUUGGCUCUAAAUACACUACUGAUGAUGUAUUGCCAGGCUUAGAAGAUCAGGAUGUUCGUCAAUUGUACCCAAAAGGCCCAAAUCUUGAUUUCAAGAAAGAAUUGAGGUCACUAAACAGGGGACUUCAGCUGCAAAUUUUAGAGCUAGCUGAUGUUUUGAUAGAACGGCCAUCACAAUAUGCAAGAAGAGUGGCAGACAUUUCUCUUAUAUUCAAGAAUUUGCAUCACCUUCUCAAUUCGUUACGUCCACACCAGGCCAGGGCAACACUUAUUCACAUACUCAAACUUCAGAUACAAAAACGAAAACAAGCUGUAGAGGACAUUAAGAGGAGGAGAGAAGAAGCACAAAAACUUCUCAAGGAGGCACUUGGGACAUUGGAGGGACAAUAGACCAGUGAAUGUCGAUAUAUGAACCGAACUAAGGUAACGACGACUAGAGUGAUUGCUUUUUAGUGUGAGUUUUGUGGACUAGCAAGUGAGAUAUCAAUAGCUGGGUAAUCUAUUAUAUAACC
This is a messenger RNA of Erigeron canadensis, 909 nucleotides long. RefSeq names its product mediator of RNA polymerase II transcription subunit 7a-like. Gene Ontology annotation, cellular component: mediator complex; core mediator complex. The record is from RefSeq and is a predicted model, not a curated record. NCBI's taxonomy places the organism in Eukaryota, Viridiplantae, Streptophyta, Magnoliopsida, Asterales, Asteraceae. The coding region runs from base 281 to 787 and encodes 168 amino acids. The transcript has 6 exons. Gene Ontology annotation, molecular function: transcription coregulator activity. Gene Ontology annotation, biological process: regulation of transcription by RNA polymerase II.